CACAGUGGGAGUGGGGACCAGCAAUCUUUUGGAAACAAUUAUUGCCAAAGGUACUUGAUGUGGGCUGCUGUAAGUUCAUACCAGGAAACACAUAGACCAAUUCGUUUUUUUGUUUUGCUUGCAUAGUUCAUACUCUGAUCACUUGCGUUUCCUCGAUUUUUUUCGUUGCCAGUACGUUGACGAGACGUAUUCUGGAGGUGGUAUCGGCGAGUAUGCUAUCUUUGACACCACUAAGGGCUCCUAUGAUAGUACCGCUUGUGACACGAACGGAAAUGGGAGCUGUAAGCUUAUGGAUUGUCAUAAUCCUGCUUCGACCAACUGGAAACUCAUUGGGGUAUUCAAGGAGGCAUCUUACUUCGGAAACGAUGCCUUUUUUGAGCAGCUCUUCAAACACGAGGGAGUUUGUGUAUGGAACGAUAGCUCACUCUACGAAUUCAUGUCUGAAACUCGCGAGAGUAGUUUUUCUUCCGGAUGUCUCGAUACAGGAAUCUCCUAUGGCGACUACGGCUUGUACAUCGACUUGAAACCUUCUUUCAACGGAAACAUGACCUACCAACUCUACGAGGAUUAUGUUUGUUCAACCGAAUAUGAGGGCAAUGACUACAAUCUAGAGAGCGUGGCUGCCAGCAUGGGUCUUCUCUAUGGUGACUACAUGCAGGCAUGGAAUGAUGCCAUGGAGCCAUUCAAGGUUUGCCAACCGUGCAGAGCAUACAACCUGCAGCAAACUUCAUCAUCCUCGUCGUCGAAAAAAACGUACUAUUCUUAUUCUUCGUCCUCGUCCUCGAGCAGCUACGGAGGAUACUGGAGAUACACAGGUAACCGUGACUUGGAGGACGAAAAAGCAGAAAGCAACAAGGUGGAAGAAAACCAAGAAGAUAAAGCAGAAAGCAACAAGGUGGAAGAAAACCAAGAAGACAAAGAACGUGAACUCGGCAGCGGUGAUGGUAACAAUGGUUGGUAUGAUGAUGACAAUGGUUAUGAUCCAAACGAUGGAUACUUCCGUUGUGAUGAUGACGCCGAUUAUUCCAACGUAAACCAAUGCAUGAAGUUCCGAUCACAUGCUGACCUCGAGUCUGCUUCUUGGCAAGAUUUGGUAGCCGCCACCAACCAAGGUGGAAUUCUGACCGUCAACGUCAGCGGAGUCGUAUUCGGCUCCCCCUUUGUUUCGAAGGAACAAGAAGAAUACCUCACCUACGUGAGGCGUCAAAAGGAAGAAGCUUAUGCCAAAGAAUUGGAGAUCAAGGCUGCGAAAGCCGUUGCUGCAGCUCCAACUGCCCGGAGUGUCGUAGUCAUUGGAGUGCUCUGGGUUGCAUUUGGUGCUUCUGCAUUUGUCUAUUCGGGACUCAGACUUCUUCGACAACUAAGUAUUGAGAAGAAGAGGGGAUCAAGGAGUCUUGCAGAACCAUUGCAUUGAGCAAGUAUGAUGCUACUACAGCCUAAAAAGAUAGAAUCUCUCGCGAGAACCUCUCAUCUUUUUAGCACCACCAUCWUCCGAUUCGAUUCCUGUCUUUAUUCAUGCCCAUCAUGUUGUAUUUUUUUGCAUUCACAUAGCAUAUCCUUAGCUUAUCACACAAAUACCAAUAACAAGUAUAAUACCAA
Pseudo-nitzschia multistriata is the source of this 1599-nucleotide messenger RNA. The record is from the annotation of a GenBank genome assembly. Lineage: Eukaryota; Bacillariophyta; Bacillariophyceae; Bacillariales; Bacillariaceae.